Messenger RNA from Alligator sinensis (Chinese alligator), 1058 nucleotides. RefSeq names its product myeloid protein 1-like. Lineage: Eukaryota; Metazoa; Chordata; Crocodylia; Alligatoridae. The transcript has 7 exons. Bases 31 to 996 code for a protein of 321 amino acids. The record is from RefSeq and is a predicted model, not a curated record.
GUCAAAGAUCAGAGGUGAAACGGCUACAAAAUGCCAACCCUCAAACUGAUUGUGCUUGCUGGUCUGGUUUCCAUUGUUGCUGCACAACAAUGGGGACAAAUUUGUCAGGGGAAUCCCACAAAUGAAAUCAGAGGCUGUGAUUCAUAUGGCUGUGGACACUACAAUGCUGAAAGAAAGGGCAGUAAAGGAAAACAUCUUGCUGUGGAUGUGGUCUGCAGAGAUGGAUCGGAAGUUCGUGCUCCUUUCUCUGGUACUAUUACCAAAGUCAGGGGAGACUUCCAUACUGCUAGAAAUGUUGAAGGAGUUGAAAUUCAAGGGGAAGGCUUCUGCGUGAAACUGAUGUUUGUCCAGAUUGCUUUCCAAAUCAAAAACGGCAGGGUUAGGAGGGGAGAAGUUAUUGGAACAAUGCAGAACAUGCAACAGAUGUUUCCUGGUAUCAUCUCGCACAUCCAUGUUGAGAACUGUGACCACUCGGAUCCUACUCCUAACCUUAGAAGAGGUCAAAUAGUUGGUCCACGACCUCCGAUCCCUCGUCCAGUACCGCCGCAGCAGGUGGGAUGGAAUGCUGUGUGCGCGGGCAAUCCUUUAAACAAAAUAAGAGGCUGUGAUAGAUAUGGCUGUGGAUACUACAAUGCUCCAAGAAAACAUGGUAAAGGAAAACAUACGGGCGUGGAUGUCGAAUGCCGUGAUGGAGCUACAGUCUUUGCUCCUUUUAGUGGCAGACUUUCUGGUCCAGUCAGACCAUUCAACAAUGGUAACGCCAUUGACGAUGGAGUCCAAAUUAAUGGAGGAGAAUUCUGUGUGAAACUGCUGGCUAUCAAGCCUUACACGUACAGUGGCUACGUCACGAGGGGGCAGCGUAUUGGAACAAUGCUGCCGAUGCAGAAAGUAUUCCCUGGUAUCAUCUCUCACAUCCAUGUUGAGAACUGUGACGGCUCGGAUCCUACUUUUCAACUUACAAAUGGACAACAAAACCAACAAGGACAGGGAACAUAAAUGGAAACACACAGUAUCUGGAAAUGACUAAUUUCCAAAUAAAAUCAUCUCAGCAUCAAAAA